Messenger RNA from Drosophila busckii, 2247 nucleotides. Its product is annotated as protein mab-21-like. The record is from RefSeq and is a predicted model, not a curated record. NCBI's taxonomy places the organism in Eukaryota, Metazoa, Arthropoda, Insecta, Diptera, Drosophilidae. The transcript is spliced from 3 exons. The coding region runs from base 412 to 1518 and encodes 368 amino acids.
CAGGCCCAGGCCAAAAGCAUUCGACAGCAGCACGACUCUGGACUGGCAAUAACGCAUAACGCAUAAGCCAAAGCCAAAGCCAUAACGCGGCUAAUCCGACUUGAUUCCACAACCGAUAUUGAUACAGUUGCAGUUGCAGUUACAGUUACUGUCUGUGUGUGUGUGCUCCAGUUGCUGCCGCUGCCGCUGCUGCGGCUCCAUUGUUGCCGCUCUGUUGCCACUUGCAACUGUCAACGUAACUCACAAUUGAAUUGUUCCUUUGUUGUGCCAGCCCCUCAUCCCGCCCACCAUUUGCAAAUCUUUCGAUACGCGCUCGGCGUAUAAUUGGCAAACGUUUGUACUUGACCGCCAGCCAGUGCGAUCCCGAUCCCGAUCCCGAUCUCAAGCUCGAGCACACGUGUCAACGUCACGAUGCUGGUGCCGCCGGAUAUGAUGGCCGCCCAGACGCGCAUCAUUUACCAAAUGAAUCGGUUCUGCGCCGAGCGCGUCCAGACGCGCAUUUUCAAAACGGCGACGGCCAUACGCGAAAUCUGCAAAAUUGUUCAGGAUAUACUCAAGGAGGUGGAACUGCAAGAGCCGCGCUUCAUUUCCAGCCUGGUCGAGUGCAAUGGCAGAUUCGAAGGCGUCGAGGUUAUAUCGCCGAAUGAGUUCGAGAUUGUGCUCUAUCUGAAUCAAAUGGGCGUCUUCAACUUUGUGGACGACGGCACGUUGCCGGGCUGUGCGGUGCUGAAGCUGAGCGAUGGACGCAAGCGUUCCAUGUCGCUGUGGGUGGAGUUCAUCACAGCGUCGGGUUACUUGUCGUCGCGCAAGAUACGCGCCCGCUUCCAGACGCUGGUGGCGCAGGCCUGCGAGAAGAGCAUCUAUCGCGACAUGGUCAAGAUGAUGGGCGACAGCACGGAGGUGAAGUUGCGCAUACGUGAACGCUUCGUGGUCCAGAUAACGCCGGCGUUCAAGUGCUCGGGCAUCUGGCCACGCUCGGCGGCCCAUUGGCCCAUGGCGCACAUUCCCUGGCCGCAUCCCAAUCUGGUGGCCGAGGUGAAGAGCGAGGGCUUCGAUCUGCUCUCCAAGGAGAGCAUCGCUAUGCAGAACAAGAACAACAAUGCGGCCAGCAUGGAGGGCGAUGCCUGGGUGCUGAGCUUCUUCGAGGCGGAGAACCGUUUGCUGCAAGGUGGCUGCCGACGUCGCUGCCUGAGCAUAUUGAAGACGCUGCGUGAUCGCCACCUGGAGUUGCCUGGGAAUCCGAUCAGUGCAUAUCAUUUGAAGAAUCUUUUGCUCUACGAGUGCGAGAAGCAUCCGCGUGACUUUGAGUGGGAUGAGAGCUGCAUGGGCGAUCGGCUAAAUGGGAUCUUCUUGCAGUUGAUCUCCUGCCUGCAAUAUCGCCGCUGUCCGCAUUAUUUUCUGCCCAGCCUGGAUAUGUUCAAGGGCAAGUCGCCCAGUGCGCUGGAGCAGGCGGCCAAGCAAGUUUGGCGCUUGACACGAGAGAUGCUUACCAAUGCCAAUGCCUUUGAGAAGUUGUAAAGAGAGAGCGCGAAAGAGCGAGAGAGAGAGAGAGAGCGAGCGAGAGAGUAUUGUAAUUCAAGGUGCUAAAUUUUCAUUGUCGCUGAAUCUGAUAAGUGAAAUGCCCACAGGGCUAGGGCUGCCAUUUUGUGUGCCAUCUAUGUAUGUGUGUGCGGAUGUGUGUGUGUGUGUGUGUGUGUGUGUGUGAAGAGUACAAUAGCUCAGAGCGAAAUCCGAAGUGUUAAUGCCGAGAUGCGAGAUAAGAUCCAACUUCACUCCACUCCACUCCACUCGACUCGACUCGACUUGUUUGCUUUUUGUUAUUUUUCAUUCAAGUCCGGCCAUUUAUUUUUAGCCGGCAUGCCUGGCUGCUUAUCCUGCGAAUAUUAUUUUUAAUAACCAUGGCAUUCAUAAUAAUUCCCAUGCCCCCUGAUGGCCAAACAAUGCCCACAUAUAAAACAAUGAGCGAACAAACAAACAAACAAAUACUUUUGAACAAAAAGAGCAUUUGGCCCAGCUCCGUCUCCGUCUCCGCUCAACUGUGAGCGGCUUUGCCAACAAAUCGUGUACACACUGUAAAUUACACACGGCUCGCUGUAUACGCUAAAUAUUAAAUAUUAUAUGUGCCUACAAGCAAUAUAAAAUACUUUAGAUAUAUCUAUAGACGAUCAUUGGUCCUUCCACAACUCUGACUGAGCUACAAAAAAGUUACUCAACAACAAAUUGUUACAAAAUCUCUGUCUACAUAUG